Knipowitschia caucasica is the source of this 1245-nucleotide messenger RNA. Lineage: Eukaryota; Metazoa; Chordata; Actinopteri; Gobiiformes; Gobiidae. The record is from the annotation of a GenBank genome assembly.
AUGCCCUUCCUCACGGUGUGGAACGCUCCCACUUCCAACUGUCUGUCACAGUUCGACAUCGACCUGGACCUGGGCAUAUUCAACAUCGUGCAGAACCAGAACCAGGUCUUCUUGGGCGAUAACAUCACCAUUUUCUAUGCUGACAAACUUGGCCUGUAUCCCAGGUACAACGGUAACGAGGGAACGCCAGUCAAUGGAGGAGUGCCUCAAAACUCAAGCCUGGACAAACAUCUCAGAGCUGCUUCUGACGACAUCAGAGUCGCCAUCCCUCGCUCGGACUUCCAAGGUCUGGCAGUGGUUGACUGGGAAAGCUGGCGCCCCGUUUGGGAAAGGAACUGGGACGCCAAGCAGGUCUACUGGAAAGGUUCUCGAGCUGUGGUCCGUGCCGAACAUCCCGACUGGAGUCCAGAACAAGUAGAAACAGCUGCUAGGAUUGAGUUUGAGAAAUCCGCUCAAAAGUUUAUGGAAGAGACGUUGAGAUUAGGGCACAGAGAGAGGCCCGAUGGUCUGUGGGGUUUUUACGGAUUUCCGAACUGCUACAACUACUUCAAAGGCAGCAACUACACGGGGGAGUGUCCGGAGGUCGAUCGGAAAAGGAACGAUGAGUUGUUUUGGUUGUGGAACGCGUCCUCUGCCUUGUAUCCGGACAUUUACCUUAGUUUGCCGCUCCAGGAUAUGGAUAAGGAAGUGUAUCUGUACAGUCACCAUCGUAUCCUGGAGGCCAUGAGGGUGGCGGCCCAGGCUACUCCCCAAGCCCCCGCUGUGUUCCCCUACGCCCGCAUUGUCUACACAUACUCAUUCAAGUUUCUCUCAAAGGAUCAUCUCGUGUUCACCAUUGGAGAAAGUGCUGCAUUAGGAGCGGCUGGGGUCGUUCUUUGGGGAGAACAUCUUUUCUCAAAAUCUAAGGCCCAAUGUGAGGACAUCAAAUCCUACAUCGACGAAACCCUGGGUCCGUACCUGGUGAAUGUGACCUCCGCCGCCGCCCUGUGCAGUCAGACGCUCUGCUCUUCCCGCGGCCGCUGUAGCCGCCGCAGCCCGAGCUCCGGGGUCUUCCUCCAUCUGGACCCAGAGGCGUGGAAGAUCCAGUCCUACAAGAGGCCCACAGGACGAGGGAGGGACUAUAAGGUCCUGGGCCAGCUUAGGUCUCGAGAGGUGGCGCUGAUGAAGGGAAAGUUUAGAUGUAACUGUUAUGCCGGCUGGAGAGGAGCGAGGUGCGCCAAACGGACAAAGGACUCUUCGCUUUGA